Trichosurus vulpecula (common brushtail) is the source of this 2878-nucleotide messenger RNA. It is a transcript of the gene CTNS, whose product is annotated as cystinosin, lysosomal cystine transporter. The transcript is spliced from 11 exons. Gene Ontology annotation, cellular component: lysosomal membrane. Gene Ontology annotation, biological process: L-cystine transport. Lineage: Eukaryota; Metazoa; Chordata; Mammalia; Diprotodontia; Phalangeridae. The record is from RefSeq and is a predicted model, not a curated record. Bases 104 to 1213 code for a protein of 369 amino acids. Gene Ontology annotation, molecular function: L-cystine transmembrane transporter activity.
ACACCCGGGCGGCCCCAAGUAGCCGCGGGGCGGCUGAGCCGGACCCUCCUGAGCUGGUCACGAGCUGGUGGUUCUUCUCCUUCGCUCCUCUGCCGACCAGAACAUGCUCAGGUGGUCGUGGUCGUGGUCCUGGUGGUGGCUCCUCUUGGUGUCCAAGCUCACCGGCGUGUGUGGUGCCGUUAUGAACCUCACUGCCCCUCGGAUUGUGAAACUUGAGAAUGGUGACUCCAGAAAUGUCACCAUCCUUCUGGGGGCUCCACCAGACAAAGCCUCGGUGGUAACGCUGGACAUCCUCUAUGUUUCCGAAAACAAAACCAUCCUCAAGUUUCCUCCUGAAGUCGAGGUGCCAGCUGGGCAGAAGGUUUCCUAUUUCACUGUGACCGGGCUAGAUGUGGGCCAAGUGACUUUGCUCCUUCGGAUUGACCACUCCAACCAGACCAGGACCCUCGUCCACUUCCUGGUGUUCCGCAGCCGCAUUCUAGACGGGCUCAGCCAGGUCAUCGGGUGGAUAUACUUUGUGGCCUGGUCUGUCUCGUUCUACCCACAGGUGUUUGAAAAUUGGAAACGCAAAAGCGUGGUAGGCCUGAGCUUCGACUUCAUUGCUCUGAACCUCACCGGCUUCAUAGCAUACGCCAUGUUCAACGUCUGCCUCUUCUGGGUGCCCUAUAUCAAGGAGCAGUUUCUACAUGAACACCCUACCGGCGUGAACCCUGUGGAUAGCAACGACGUCUUCUUCAGCCUUCAUGCCGUGGUCCUGACCCUGGUGGUCAUCGGGCAGUGUUGUCUGUACGAGAGAGGCAGCCAGAGAGUGUCGCGGGCCUCCGUGGGCUUCUUGGUGCUGGCCUGGCUCUUUGCCCUCAUCAUGAUGUUUGUGGCCCUUGGGGGGGCCAUCAGCUGGCUGCAAUUCCUCUUCUGCUUCUCCUACAUUAAGCUCGCCGUCACACUGAUCAAGUACUUUCCACAGGCGUGCCUGAACUUUCGCCGGAAGAGCACGGAGGGCUGGAGCAUCGGCAAUGUCCUCCUGGAUUUCACAGGAGGCUUCUUCAGCCUCCUCCAGAUGUUCAUCCAGUCGUACAACAACGAUGAGUGGACCCUGAUCUUCGGAGACCCCACCAAGUUUGGCCUCGGCAUGUUUUCCAUCCUCUUCGACGUAGUUUUCAUCAUGCAGCACUACUGCUUAUAUAGAGAGUCAGGGUAUGAGCAGCUUGCCUAGCUCCUCGGACAGCCCCACCAAUCCUGUAGGCCGAGAAGCCACGCCGGCCAUGUGUUGGCUCUGGCGUCCAGAUGGCGGGAGCGUCGGCGUCCAAAUCCACGGCCUUGACGGAUGGCAGGCCUGCCUCUGCCUGCUGGACGUCCCGCCGCACUUGCUGGCUGGCUGGCCGGCCAGGGGCCGUGGCCCCUUCUUGGAUCAUAAGCCGAUUGUCUGCCGACAUUAAAACCUGCUGCUCCUGGCUCCAGAGAUGUGGGUGCCCGGGAUGAUGAGAUUGGCAUCUGGCUCGGGCCUCCUGGCUCCUUGAGUCGGCCUGACUCCUCCCAGCGGCCGCCCUCAUGUCCCCGGAACAGAGGCUUCUUUCUUCGAGGGCUCCUCCACUAUCCGCCAUGCUCAGAAAGGUCUUUCUUUUUGUUUUGUGUUUUAAAGGCUCCCGCCACCCUUCACAGGUUCUGAGGCGCAUCCAUAGUAGCAUCGUGUCAGAGGAGGGAGCAGGGAGCACAGCCCUCCUGGCGCCUGCUGUCUGUCUGUCUGUUGCUGCUCUGUCCAAGCAUCCCACCUGGGGGCUUCUGCCAGAAACUCCCCCGCCCCUCCCUGGCCUCCAUUCUGGAGCUGUUUCCUAAGGUCCCCUGGCCCAGGCACCUGCAGGCCCCUGCCUGGGGGGCCUGGGGCAGGGGCCAGGAAGCUCCUCCUGAGCCUGAUCCAGCUUCCAGAGCUGCUCAAUACAUGGGGCCUGGCCGGAGGCAUGAUCCUGCAGUGUUGUUUGGGAGAGGGGUCUCUUACCAAGCUUUACUGAGCUGCCUCCCCACGAGAAGUCCUGGCCCUGCCUUUGGGGAACACCCCAAAAGCAGGUUUUUAUGCACAUGCACACAUACCCCCUCCGUCCUUCCUGCUGGGAUGGGCGGGCAUCCUGGGUGGCCCCCAGCCCUCAGCUGCCAACAGCUACCAUCAGGAUUCCUGUAGUUAAGCCCCAGGCCUCCAAGGCCUCUUGGCUGUCUCCGGCCUCCGCCCCCCCCCCCCCCUCCUGCUUCCCGCUUUGUGCUUCUGCUCCAGGAAGCUCUGUAAUGAUGGUGGUGGAUGUGAUUUUUUUCUACUUUCUACGUAUUAUAUUUUUAAAAGAUCAGUGUAAGCAAUCUAUAGUUUUAAAUUAAAACUAACAGCUAAUUUUCCGUACCAUUGGCCGAUGAGCUCCCAUCUUAACAUUCCGAUUAACCCCUUACCAGUGGCUGGAUCCUUUUCCCUCCCCCACCCCUUUUAACAGGUGAAGAAAGUCCCCAGGGUCCAGGCCAAGGAGCCCCCGCAGAGACCUGCCCUUUGGCCGCUUCAUUAAAAAGAAAACAAAUUAUUAACCAAGUUUCUCCAUCAGAAGCGGGCUCUCUCAAGUGAUCCAUGGCACCUGCCCUGGAAUGAAGGUUUUUGACGAUUUCCAAUUGGAAGAUUCUGAUUUCACCUGCACACGGGGCAGGAGGGGCAGGAACCCAGGCCUUGGGAGGGAGGUUCUGACCAUUUCUCUCCAAGACCCGUCCAACUGAACCAGAAAAGCUAUGCUUUGUGAAAAGCCCAGCUGCCAGGGCAGUCAGGGUGAAUGCCCCCACCCCCCCAAACCCUGAUGGCAGAUAAAAGAUGUUUCACCUGUGAGUAAGGAAAAAUACAGGAAUUCCAGCUUCA